AUGAAUGGACGGGCACCCCACGCCAUCAUAACAGACCAAGACAGGGCAAUGAAGAAUGCCAUUGCCAUUGUAUUCCCGAACACAAGGCAUCGAUAUUGUCUCUGGCAUAUAAUGCGGAAACUUCCUGAAAAAUUGGGAUCCCACUCAGCAUACCAUGGGUUGAAGACUGCCAUUCAAAAUGCAGUCUACGAUACACAGAGUUGCGAAGAAUUUGAUGAGAAGUGGGGGCAGCUAAUGCAUAACUAUGCUCUUACUGAUAAUGCAUGGUUGCAGGGGUUGUACGCCGAGAGAUCAUAUUGGGUACCAGUUUAUUUGAAAGGUGUAUUUUGGGCUGGUAUGAGUACUACCCAACGGUCUGAAAGUAUGAAUGCCUUCUUCGACGGAUUCGUGCAUUCUGGUACGACAUUAAAAGAAUUUGUCGAUCAAUUUGACAAUGCUUUGAGGAAGAAGGUGGAGACGGAGACGACAGCUGAUUUCCAUUCCUGUAACCAAACAAUCCCAUGUGUUUCCCCAUUCAAAAUUGAGAGGCAGUUUCAGUCAUGUUACACGAAUGCUAAAUUUAAAGAGGUCCAAGCAGAGGUUAUAGGGAUGCUUUUAUGUAACCCUUCACUUGUCAGCACACAAGGUAGCAUUUCUACCUUCGAUGUUUUUGAAGAAAUUUCCACCCCCGAUGGUCAGUCCAAAAUUAUGAAGUACAUAGUUUAUUUGAAUGAAAAGGAAUUGGAAGUUAAAUGCACUUGCGCCCUCUUUGAGAUGAGGGGGAUUAUUUGUAAGCAUUCAUUUAAAGUAUGUCAGAUGAAGUACAUUCAUGCUUUGCCAGAUAAAUAUUUGUUGGACCGAUGGCGGAAAGAUACAAAGAGAAGAUACACACUGGUUAAGAGUAGCUACGAUGAUUGUCGGGUCAAUCCAGAUGCACGUCGGUAUGAGGAAGUUGUUAAAAGAUGUAUACGAUUUGCCACACGUGUAUCUCGAAAUGAAGAGCAUGUAAAUGCAUUCUUUCAGUUUUUGGAUGACUUUGAGUUGAAGUUGGUAGGAGUAGAGCCUGUCACUUGUUCAAGAAAGGUGAAAGAGAAUGUGGAUGCUAAUAGGGGUAAGAAAAUAUUAAGUCCACACGUUGUUCGGGGGAAAGGGAGGCCGCCAACGCGAAGAAAGGUCCCGAUGGUUGAGAAGGCUGCUGGGAAGAGAAAGAAGAAACAGAUCAAGAGGAAAAUAUUUGACGACGAACCACAAAAUCACAACAAUCUAGUGUCAGAAGUUGGUCAUAAUGUUGACGACGUUGUUAUCCCAACCCAGUGUAGUAAUUUAACACAAGAAACGCCACUAGCAAAUGACGAGUAUUUUGUGUCAUCUGAGGUGGAAGAUACAGCUUGGACAUUUGAUUUGAGCAACUAUGGUAAGCACGUACUAUUUGCAGAUGAUAGGAGGUGA
Carya illinoinensis is the source of this 1428-nucleotide messenger RNA. RefSeq names its product protein FAR-RED IMPAIRED RESPONSE 1-like. NCBI's taxonomy places the organism in Eukaryota, Viridiplantae, Streptophyta, Magnoliopsida, Fagales, Juglandaceae. Gene Ontology annotation, biological process: regulation of DNA-templated transcription. The coding region runs from base 1 to 1428 and encodes 475 amino acids. The record is from RefSeq and is a predicted model, not a curated record. Gene Ontology annotation, molecular function: zinc ion binding. The transcript has 4 exons.